AUGGCUUCCAGCGCGCGUACAUCUACAGAAGAUCGACCCGGGGCGCAAGACCAAGGACCCACGGUAUCGAAUCCCCACUCCCUCUCCAAGACCGUCCAUGCGCGGCGCGCCGAAUAUACUCGACCGCAAAAGAUUAAGAUCAAGAUCGGGUCUUGGAAUGUAGCGGCUUGCCCCAAUACGGAGCUCGAUUUGGCCGGCUGGUUUGUGCAAGGGAAGGGUGUUGAUGAGCGGCUUUCCGGUGCUGGAGUAUCAUCCCAUGGCAGCGAAGAUGAAGAGGUGGAAAGCGCAGGUGCUCAAGAGGCAGGACGGACUAAGGAAGAAGGCACCAUUCCGAAGGAUGAUAAAGGGGUUAUACCGGGUGGUGAUGAGAUCGGGCUAUAUGUUCUGGGGCUACAGGAGGUGGUGGAUCUCAGCAGUGCGAGGGAAUAUGUUGGGCGGGUGUACACGGAUACAGGACCUAUGGCGAAGUGGAGGAAGGCGCUGAGUGAUGCGCUGCCUGCGGGAUACGUGUUAAUCACAGAGGAGCAGCUUUCUGGGCUGUUGCUCCUGGUCUUCGCUAGUCCUACUGUUGCGCCAACUGUCAGCUCUGUGAGCACUGUUAGUGUGGGCACGGGGAUUAUGGGAUAUCUCGGGAAUAAAGGGGCUGUGACGACGAGAAUAUUGCUGGGAGAGACGACGCGGAUGGUGUUUGUGAACUCGCAUUUGGCGUCGGGGUCGGAUCCGGCGCAUUUGGAUAGGAGGUGUUGGGAUGUUGCGCAGAUUCUACAGCGCACGCGCUUCGAUCCUAUUAACUUUGCCGGGGUCCUGGAGGAUACGCAGGAUGGGAUAGGGGACGAGGACUUUGCGUUCUGGUUUGGGGAUUUGAAUUUUAGGCUUGAUGGCCUCCCUGGUGAUGAUAUUCGACGGCUUCUUAUGCUACAUACGAAGGGGGAAUAUGGUGUUGGGGAGGACUCGAGGAAUAAGAUCGAUGACGAGUUGGGUGAGGGCCGUGACCCUAUUGUUAUACGCAGUGUGGAAAGUGAUGAUGAAUCCGAGGAGGACUCGGAUCCUCCAACGAGUGGCAGCUUUGAUCCCGGUGACGAUUCUUCUUCGAAUACCCUACCGGACCCCGACGAUUUCGUGCAAGAUCCAAGCCAGGACCCGGCUUCUUUACAGGCGACCUUGGAUUCAUUACUACCGCACGACCAGUUGAGGCAUAUGCAGAAGAAGAAGAAAGCGUUUCAUGAUGGCUGGCGGGAGGGGCCUAUUACAUUUCUACCCACGUACAAAUAUGACGUUGGGAGUAUGGGGAUAUUUGACUCCAGCGAGAAGAAGAGGGCGCCUAGCUGGUGUGAUCGUAUACUCUAUCGGACUCGAAAAGAUAAACUAGAAUAUGAGGGCAAGGCACAGGAGGACGCACUUGCGAGAAUUAAGGAUGAGGAGAUGAAAGCUAGAGGGAUCGAUCAGGCUUCGGAAGACGAAGAUGUUUUAUUUGACUAUAACCCCGAUGAGGAUGGGUUGGAGGAACCCGCUACGAAUAAUGAAUAUGACGAAUACAAUGAAGAGGAGGCCGAUCAUCCGGAUGAUGUGCUAACGAAAGAGGGUUAUGUGGACAGGGUCCAUUUAUACGCUUAUACAUCGCAUCAAAGGGUACUUUCCUCGGACCAUAAGCCCCUAGAUGCCGCCUUUACGGUGGAAUAUGAUGCUGUUGUGCCGGAACUAAAAGCGAGGAUUCAUCAAGAGGUGGCUCGCGAGUUGGACCGAGCGGAAAAUGAAGGGCGGCCUGGCAUAACAGUUGUUGUUGAUCGUUCUCACGAGGCGGACAAUAAUUCACAACCAGAUGCCCCUGGGUCACGACCACCAUCGGUGAGCAUCCCUGACUGUAUAGACUUCGGCAAGGUGGCAUAUCUUCAAAGAAAGACCCGUAGCUUGACGAUUGCAAAUACUAGCCAAGUCCCGGCGACGUUCUUUUUCGCGGAUAAACCGAGCAUCACAGGUGAAGAAGAUAGCAUUGCUCCGUCGUGGCUCUCCGUCUACUUUGUCAACCCUGAGAUGGACGCCGGCACGCCGACAUUGGAACAAGCGAAAAAGGAGGUCACUUUGGAGCCUGGCGACGCCAUCAAUGUCAGCCUUGAUGUCUUUGUUGACGACAUCUCGCUGGUGAGAAGUCUAAAUGCGGGGGAAAUGCAUCUUGACGACGUCCUCAUCCUGCGCGUUACCGAUGGCAGAGAUCAUUUUAUUCCUGUUCGUGGCACAUGGCUUCAAUCUUGCUUCGGGCGGUCUGUCGAUGAGCUGAUUCGCAUUCCACAAGGUGGUGUGCGCGCCCUCCCCCCUCCUCGUCGUGGAUCAAGCGGUGCUCCAGUCAAUAACCAGCAGGAAGUCUAUUGGUCUGCACCGCGCGAGCUCUUUAAGCUCACUGAAGCGGUGGAGGCGCUUGUCGAACGUGUUGUUGCUGAUUCCAACAUGAUCGAGAGCUCACAGGUUCCCAAAGAUGCUGCAGGUUGGCCUUUCGACUGUGCCUCUUGGACUUUUAAUGAUUCCAAGGCGCGAGAGGUCCAAAAAGGCUCUGUGCUGGACGCAUUAGAUGCAGACAAGAACAUCAACGACUCAUUCCCAGUGGAAACCCCAGCUCUACAAAAACUAGAAAUCAUAUCAGAGGUCCUGAUUGGGUUUCUCAACAGCCUCACAGAUGGCAUUGUCCCUGCACCUCUCUGGGACAAGCUCGAGGCGGACAUGGUAUCAAGGGGCGCCAACCCGCUCACCGACACCGAAGAAAUCAAGACCUGGGUCCUCGAUGUCCUUUCCACUUCGCCAAACCACAACAUCUCCUUCGUAUUUCUCACCAGCAUGCUCUCUCGCGUUGCAGGCGAGCUGGCGCCUGUGCCCAAAGUCUCCUGGAGGAACAGCAAAGCCGGCAGUGUGAGGAGUAGCAUGGAGACGGUGCGCCGGUCUUUAAGCUGGAAGGGCAAAGCCCCACUACCACCCCCGGCGGAUCCUAAUGUGCUAAGACGCGAGGCCGUGGAGAGGGCGUAUGCUGAUGUUUUUCGGGAUGUGGUGUACAGGGGCCCGGUGGGGUUGAAGGAUAAGGAGAGGAAGGCGAUGGGGGAGCGGAGGAGGGAGGUGUUGGAGCCGUUUGUGGGGGAUGUGCGUACUAGCCCUUGA
Venustampulla echinocandica is the source of this 3141-nucleotide messenger RNA. RefSeq lists its product as uncharacterized. Gene Ontology annotation, molecular function: phosphatidylinositol-4,5-bisphosphate 5-phosphatase activity. The coding region runs from base 1 to 3141 and encodes 1046 amino acids. The transcript has a single exon. The record is from RefSeq and is a predicted model, not a curated record. Gene Ontology annotation, biological process: phosphatidylinositol dephosphorylation. NCBI's taxonomy places the organism in Eukaryota, Fungi, Ascomycota, Leotiomycetes, Helotiales, Pleuroascaceae.